UUAAAAAGAACACUGUACUUUAGUAAAUAUCAAAAUUAUUAAUUCUAGAUAUUUUUAAUGUAAAAAUCUGUUUUGUUUUUCUUUUUAUAAAUGGUUUUCUGGUAUAUAAUUUCAAUUUGUAAUAUUUAUUUCCAUUUGACUUCCAUUCAGUAAAAUCUCUUUUAGACAGAUUUUAUUGCAGCUGGACUCUAAAGGAAUGAAUUUAUAUUUUAUUAACGGUUUGGGCAUAUAUGAUAAUAAUAUAGCUUGAAAAUAUUACAUCUCCAAACAUCUUCAAUUUUAAUUAUAUACUAACAAAUAAAUAAAUAUUGCUAAUAAUUUCAUAAGUAGUAAACUAAGUACAAGAACUUAGAAAAAUAUUAAAGCAAGAUGUGAAUUACUUAAUAUUUAUCAAAUAAUACUUUAAGGUCAAUUAUUAGACCAAUGUGAUGUGAAGUAGUGACCAAUGUGACAAAGAGGAGAAAAUAUUACAUAAUUUACUUCAAAAUGAAUAUAUUAUCAAAUAAAUGUAAAAAUAUUUAUAAGAGUAAAGAGAAAUUUCUGAAAAAUAUAUAUCCUAUUAAAAAGUAUGCAACACACAAAAUACUUGGCAUAGAAACAUCAUGUGAUGAUACUGGUUGUGCAAUAAUCAAUGAUAAAAAUGAAUUAUUAUCUGAAUCAUUACAUUCACAAAAUCUAAUACAUUUACGAAAUGGUGGCAUUAUACCAGAUGUGGCCCAAGAUUUACACAAAAGUAAUAUUGAACCAAUAGUUUUUAAUACUCUGCAAAAAGCAAACUUAUCAGUGACAGAUAUAUCAGCAAUAGCAGUGACACUUAAACCUGGAUUACCUCUAAGCCUGGUUGUUGGUAUGAAGUAUGCAAAACAUUUAGCUCACCGUUAUAACAAACCAAUAAUACCUAUUCAUCAUAUGGAAGCUCAUGCACUGGUAACUAGGUUGCAGUAUGAUAUACCAUUCCCAUAUUUAGUGUUAUUAAUUUCUGGAGGCCACUGCUUACUAGCAGUGGUUGAAGAUGUAAAUAAAUUUAAGCUCCUUGGAGAGAGCAUUGACUGUGCACCUGGAGAGAUUUUUGAUAAAGUUGCUCGCAGAAUGAAAUUGAAAAAUGUCCCAGAGUAUUCAAAGCUCUCAGGAGGGCAAGCAGUUGAACUAGCUGCAGCAAAAGCAACCAAUCCACACAUGUUUAAACUCCCUUUGCCAUUAUCUGAGUAUAAGGAUUGUAAUUUCAGUUUUAAUGGUUUGAAAACCUCAGUAUUACUUCAACAUUAUAGAAAAGAGGUUCAACACAAAGUUGUAGCUGAUGACUUGAUACCCGAAGUGAAUGAUUUAUGUGCUGCUAUGUUAAUGGCUACAUCUAGGCAUUUAAUACAUAGAACACAAAGAGCUAUGGAAUUUUGUCACCAAAAAAACCUGAUAACAAAGGAUAAUAAAAUAUUAGUUGUAUCAGGUGGUGUAGCAUGCAAUGACUACAUAUAUAAUGCUCUAUCAAUAUUAUGCAAAGAAACAAAUUAUAAAAUAUUUAGACCAUCCCACAAAUUAUGUACAGAUAAUGGUGUAAUGAUAGCUUGGAAUGGUUUGGAAAAAUGGAAUCGAAACAUAGAUGUAGUGUCAAAUCUUGAUUCAUUAGACAUAGAAGCAACAAGUCCCUUAGGUCAAAGUCUUAUUUCUGAUGUUACAAAUGCAAAAAUCCCAAUAAAAUUAUUAAAAAUAAAAGCAUAA
This is a messenger RNA of Achroia grisella, 1716 nucleotides long. Its product is annotated as tRNA N6-adenosine threonylcarbamoyltransferase, mitochondrial-like. NCBI's taxonomy places the organism in Eukaryota, Metazoa, Arthropoda, Insecta, Lepidoptera, Pyralidae. The record is from RefSeq and is a predicted model, not a curated record. The transcript has a single exon. Gene Ontology annotation, biological process: tRNA threonylcarbamoyladenosine modification. Bases 487 to 1716 code for a protein of 409 amino acids. Gene Ontology annotation, cellular component: mitochondrion.